Cylas formicarius (sweet potato weevil) is the source of this 1972-nucleotide messenger RNA. RefSeq names its product pescadillo homolog. Gene Ontology annotation, molecular function: RNA binding. Bases 133 to 1908 code for a protein of 591 amino acids. The transcript is spliced from 4 exons. Gene Ontology annotation, biological process: maturation of LSU-rRNA from tricistronic rRNA transcript (SSU-rRNA, 5.8S rRNA, LSU-rRNA); ribosome biogenesis. Lineage: Eukaryota; Metazoa; Arthropoda; Insecta; Coleoptera; Brentidae. The record is from RefSeq and is a predicted model, not a curated record. Gene Ontology annotation, cellular component: PeBoW complex; nucleolus.
UUGUUUAGUUGUCUGUGCUGAAAAAAGGAAGAGAUAUGAAUUCCACGUGAAAAUGACAAUAGAAGAGGGUUAAGUGUUGUAGAAAUUUUCUUUAAAUUAAACGCUUGAACCAGUUUUAAAAAUUUGAUAGAUAUGGUUGCAAAACGAAAGAAAAAGUAUUCUACUGGCGAGGGGGCCCAGUUUCUGACUCGCAAAGCUGCUUUAAAAAAACUACAACUCUCUUUAAAUGAUUUCCGAAGACUAUGUAUAUUGAAAGGUAUAUACCCUAGAGAGCCUAGAAACAGAAAACGAGCUCAGAAGGGGCAUACUGGAAUAAAGACAUUAUACCAUGUAAAAGAUAUACAGUUCUUACUACACGAGCCAAUAAUUUGGAGACUACGAGAUUACAAAAUAUUCAAUAAGAAAGUGGGUCGAGCCAGGGCGUUGAGGGAUUUUGAAAAGUUACACAAAUAUUUAAACAAUCAUCCUACUCUAAAGCUAGACCAUAUUGUGAAGGAAAGAUACCCUUCCUUUAUAGAUGCUUUGCGCGACCUUGACGAUUGUUUGACACUUUGCUUUUUAUUCAGCACAUUUCCCUCCUUGGCUCAUGUACCAAGAGAUCAGUCAUCUUUAUGUCGAAGGCUAACUUUGGAAUUUUUGCAUGCAGUUAUUGAAGCUAAGGCACUAAGAAAGGUUUUCAUAUCAAUUAAAGGUUAUUACUAUCAAGCAGAUAUUAAGGGUCAAACUGUAACAUGGAUAGUGCCCCAUCACUUCGCAUUUGAACCACAGCAGAAAUCUGAAGUUGAUUUUAAAAUAAUGGCUACGUUUGUUGAGUUUUACACAGUAAUGUUGGGAUUUGUGAAUUAUAGGUUAUACCAUACCUUGAACUUAUAUUACCCACCAAAGUUUUCAAGUGGCAACAUCUUGGAUAAUGAAAAAAUAUUAGUAGAUGAAGAUUCAUUUGUGGCAGAGAGAGUUGCCGCUUUAAAUUUUUCUCUUUCCAAAUCCGUAAGUGAAGUAGCCGAAGACGAAAUAGAAAUCGAUAACUUCAGUAUUGAUGAUGCUGAUGAAAAAAUUGCAGAAAUAAAGUUGGAAGCUGAAAAAAUAAAACAUCUUAAAAUUUUGUUUAAAGGGUUAAAGUUUUUCUUGAAUCGGGAAGUACCAAGAGAACCUUUAGUGUUUAUAAUAAGGUGUUUUGGAGGAGAAGUGUCUUGGGAUAAAAGUCUUUUUGUGGGAUCCACCUUUGAUGAAAAUGAUGAAAGCAUAACUCAUCAAAUUGUAGAUAGACCUUCAAUGUCCAAUCAAUAUAUAUCCAGAUAUUAUAUUCAGCCCCAAUGGAUUUUUGAUUGUGUAAAUGCUAGAGAAAUUCUUCCUGUCAACAGGUAUUUUAUAGGUGAAAUUCUACCUCCACAUUUGUCUCCAUUUAUUGACAAAGAAAGGGACCAACAGUACAUUCCUCCAGAAGAAAAAGCUUUAUAUGAUCCAUCACUCCUGGAAGAGCAACAUAAAAAAGAUAAAGAAAUUGCAAACAGUGAAGAGUAUGACAGCGUUGAUAGUGAUGAGGAGGCGCAACUAUAUCUAAAAAGCAAAGAUGAUAAUACCAAGGCAAAAGAUGAUGAAUUAGAGUCUGCAGAUGAAGAUCAGCACAACCACUCAAAGAAGAAACCUAAGCUUUCAGUAUCCACUGGUAAAAUAGAUAAAGAGGUGGCAUGGGAAAAAAGCCGCCAAGAAAGGCAAGAAUAUCGUCUAAGAGAAAAAAUGGUAAAAAAGAAACACAAAAAACUUUACAAGAGCAUGAUGGAAGGUAAAAAGCAGAGGGCUAAGGAGAUAUGGUUAUUAAGGAAGAAAAGAAGAUUGCAUGAUGAGAAACAAUCCAUAAUUCAAAGAAAAAAAACUAAAGCAGAUGUAGAAACUAAAAACAAAAAGUGAUUUUGUUUUUGUUAAAAGUAUGUGACUAUUUUGUAAUAAAAAUACUUUUUCUUUGGUCCAUCUA